AUGAUGGAACUAGAUGAGAGCGAUGUAUCUUCGGAUGAUUCUUCGCACUUAGAUGAUUCCAUUCAUGACAGUAGUACCGAUGAUGAAGAGUGGAUGGCAGGCGAAAGCGAAGAUAAAAGUUCUGAAGAGCAGAGUGGCGAAGAUGAAAAUAUUGAUGAUUUGGACACAGAAGAUAAUUCUGAUAUUGAUGAUGUUCCGUUAGAGAUGCGAUGGAAUAAACACGUGGAAAACUUGACAUGGAGUGCAAAUAAUAUGUUCACUCCUUCUGUUCAUGACUUUACAGAUAAAAAAGCAGGUAUUCAACCAGGAUUUGGUCUAGACGAGAGUAAAACACCUUUAGAAGUAUUCAAACUGUAUUUUACAGAGGAUUUGAUGGAUUCAAUUUGCUUCCAAAUCAAUACUUACCAACAACAGAAGCUAACAACUUUGCGCGCUCAGAGGAAACUAAAAGAGAAUUCCAGAAUACUGAAGUGGAAACCAGUAGAACCAGAUGAAAUGUAUACAUUUUAUGGAUUAAUAAUUAUGAUGGGUAUAAUUCGCAAGCCAUCUUAUGAAUUGUACUGGUCCACGAACCCUCUGUUAGAAACGCCAAUCUUUGACAAAUGUAUGACGCUCAGAAGAUUUCAAAGCAUUUUAGGAUUUUUACACUUUUCUGAUAAUGAAGAAGUAAGUACAGACAAGAUUCGUAAAAUUCGUCCUUUACUGGAAUACUUAGUGGAGCGAUUUCAGGCAGUUUAUAGACCAGGCGAAAAUGUAUGCAUUGACGAAUCUCUUCUAAAAUUCAAAGGUCAUCUGAGUUUCAAGCAGUGUAAUUUGACUAAACGUGCUCGUUUUGGUAUCAAAUUGUACAAAUGCUGCGACUCUGCUACAGGCUACAUCAACAAUUGUAAAGUGUACACAGGUAAGUGUUCCGAUAAGUCAGAAAUGGAUAAAAGAUUUGGAGUGCCUGGCAUGGCGGUAAUACAAUCACUGGGAGAUCUGACUGGACAAGGUCGUACGUUGUACAUAGACAAUUGGUACACAUCUCCUCUUCUUUUUGAGAAGCUGAUACAAGAGAAAACUAAUGUCGUCGGAACUGUCAGGUUAAAUCGUAGGCACUUGCCGAACGUUCAACCAAAAAAUUUGAAAGUUGGUGAAAUGAAGGUAUUUAGUACUCCAAUCAUGUGUCUGCUUCUAUGGAAGGACAAAAAAUUGGUACACAAUUUAGAAGUAAUUGAUGAAAAUGGUGUUCAAUUAGGAAGAGGAAAUACCAUAAAACGAUAA
Molecule: messenger RNA, 1263 nt
Organism: Cyphomyrmex costatus
Lineage: Eukaryota; Metazoa; Arthropoda; Insecta; Hymenoptera; Formicidae
Product: piggyBac transposable element-derived protein 4-like
Exons: 2
Coding region: 1-1263 (420 amino acids)
Source: RefSeq, a predicted model, not a curated record